Messenger RNA from Wallemia mellicola CBS 633.66, 456 nucleotides. RefSeq lists its product as hypothetical. The transcript is spliced from 2 exons. The record is from RefSeq and is a predicted model, not a curated record. The coding region runs from base 50 to 397 and encodes 115 amino acids. Lineage: Eukaryota; Fungi; Basidiomycota; Wallemiomycetes; Wallemiales; Wallemiaceae.
AAAACAGACAGUCACACGAGCAUUUCCUGUACUAAAACAACGAAGAAGAAUGUCAACAAAACUCGAUCAAAUGCAAGCAGUCCAUUUACCAGCUGUAAGAGCUGGUGGAAGAAGAGUCAGCAUUACAAGAAAGCAUAAGGCUGUAGCACCUAAUGCAUCUGAAGAAAUGGAAGAUACAGCCCAAACUCAAGAUUACCCACGUCCGCUUAACCACGAACAUCAUGAGCAUGAUGAUUCCAAAGAGGGAUACAAGAAUAGGAGAGAGCGUCGCAAGAGUAGUACAAGUCAUCGUAACUUUUUCGAGCCACUCGUACAUGGAUAUGAGACACCUGCAAUGCAUACACCAAAUAAAUCUACAAUGCAUAUCAAACAACCUGCCGGACGUGGUUUAAAUUAAAUUAUAAUUUAUGAAUGAAAUUAUCUUGUAAACGAACACCAUUGAUGAUUAAAUUAGGA